Molecule: messenger RNA, 680 nt
Organism: Asparagus officinalis (garden asparagus)
Lineage: Eukaryota; Viridiplantae; Streptophyta; Magnoliopsida; Asparagales; Asparagaceae
Product: transcription factor bHLH49-like
Exons: 4
Biological process (GO): regulation of DNA-templated transcription
Cellular component (GO): nucleus
Molecular function (GO): DNA-binding transcription factor activity; protein dimerization activity
Source: RefSeq, a predicted model, not a curated record
GCCCCUGCACACCGAACCAAAGCAUGUGGUUCUAUGGACUGCAGCUGCCGUUAACGUUGGGCCAAAACUUCACUGCUGCUGCAUAUUCUGCUUCUCAACAGUAUCCCACACUAGAAGAUCACAAGUCGGCUGUGACGGUAUCCCAAAAUACUUUACCAAAUAUCUCAGCAACUGGAGAUGCCGUGAAGAAGAGAAGGGUUGAUGCCAAGAGAGACAGUAGUGAUGAGAAUAAGAAGAAGAAGAUUGACGCAGAUGUGCUCGAGAUGCCUGAACUGGAAUCAAACAGCAAUCAGAAGAAGGAAGCAUCUGAAUCAGGGGCACCAAAGAGUACUGAUUUCAUACACGUCAGAGCUCGGAGAGGACAGGCUACGGAUAGUCAUAGCUUGGCCGAGAGGGUGAGGAGGGAAAAGAUCAGUGAGAGAAUGAAGUAUUUACAAGACCUGGUGCCUGGAUGCAGUAACACCACGGGCAAAGCCAGUGUUCUUGAUGAGAUCAUUAAUUACGUACAGUCCCUUCAGAAACAAGUCGAGUUUUUGUCCAUGAAACUUGCUGCUGUCAGCCCUCCGAUCGAGUGCAACAUGCAGAGCUUCAUGGGGAGAGAGGUAGUUAUCAAGUCGUCUUGUAGCACAAGCAUCUCAAAAGAAAUGUCCGUGGAACUACUAAAUUCAUCGUAUCCCUUG